GAAAUUUCCACCACAGUAGAAGAUUACAGUUCUGAGGUAAAUGGUUGCAGUUUUGUGACAAGAACAGCUAUACCUGCAGACUUAAUGAGGGAAGAAGAAUUUGGAGUUGGAGAGAUUUGUUCUGAGCAUGGAAUGCAGCACUCUCACAUGCAGCUAGAGGUGAUGGAGAAUGAAUUGGCUGGGAAACAGCAAGAGAUUGAAGAGCUAAACAGAGAGCUAGAAGAAAUGAGGGCAGCAUAUGGUACAGAAGGAUUGCAACAGCUACAAGAAUUUGAAGCUGCUAUCAAAAAAAGAGAUGACAUUAUCACUCAACUCACUACUAACCUACAGCAGGCACGGAAAGAAAAGGAUGAAACUAUGAGGGAGUUCUUAGAGCUUACUGAACAAAGUCAAAAACUGCAAAUUCAGUUUCAGCAUUUGCAGGCAAGUGAAGCCCUAAGGAACACCAGCCAUAGUUGCACAGCUGCUGAUUUAUUGCAAGCCAAGCAACAGAUACUUUCACAUCAGCAACAGCUAGAAGAACAAGAAUGUCUGCUGAAGAAUUAUCAAAAAAAGAAUGAAGAAUUUGAAGUGCAGAUUACAUGUCUUCAAGAUAAAAUCACAACAUAUGAAAUGGAAAAACACAAAAAUGAGGGAGAAGAUUUGAGUAAACUACAAGAAAAAGAAGCAUUAGUUGAAGAGCUGGAAGCAAAACUUGGAGAAGAAGAAAAAAAAUCAUUUCAGCUUAAGGAAAAAUUAUCAGAUGUCAGUAAAUUACUUGAAGAAUUGAAAGAACAGAUUUCACUAAAGAACCAGGAGAUAAGUAGUAUGAGAGUUGAACUUACCACCUACAAACAGAAAGAAAGACAAUGUUCUGAUGAAAUAAAACAAUUAAUGGGAACUGUGGAAGAAUUGCAGAAACGAUGUUAUAAAGACAGCCAGUCUGAAGCUGACAUUGUGCAAAGAAUGGAAUUAGAAACACAAAGGAGACUGGCACAACUUCAGGCUGAAUUAGAUGAAGUGCACGGCCAGCAGAUUGUACAAAUGAAGCAAGAAUUAAUUAAGCAACAUGCAAUGGAAAUAGAACAGCGUCUUUUGCAACAAAAAGUAGAAGUGGAGAGAACUUCAAGUCUAUGUUUGAAUGAGAAUGUUAAUAAAGAUCAAAUGCAUUUAAUGAAUAUUAAAAUUAAUGAAUUGAAUAUGAAAUUGCAAGAUGCUGAUAAUGAAAGGGAAAAAAUAAAGCAAGAAUUGUCACAACAGAUGGAAGCCAUUUCAGCAGAGAAGUCUCUUCAACAAGCUAAAAUUGACGAUCUUUUCCAAGAACUGAAUUUUUCAAGAGAGCAGGUUCAAAGAGCCAAACAAACUAUAGUGGAUAUGGAAUGUAGGUUAAAUGAAGCUGAAAAAUACCAGUUUGUGAUUGAAGAUUUAAAAACUCAGCUGGCUUCAGCCUCUGAAUUUAGGAAGGAAUUGGAAUUAAAACAUGAGGCAGAAGUCACAAAUUACAAAAUAAAACUGGAAAUGCUAGAAAGGGAGAAGGAUGCGGUUUUGGACAGGAUGGCAGAAUCUCAAGAAGCAGAAUUAGAGAGAUUGAGAACAAAGCUUCUGUUUAGUCAUGAAGAGGAACUUUCCAGACUUAAAGAAGGCUUACAAAAAGAGCACAUGGUGAACAUGGAAAGCCUUAAAGAUAACUUGAAUAUGCACCAUAAACAGCAGUUAGAUGUGGUACAAAAUGAAAUGAGUCAAAAGAUAGAAGCCAUGCAAUAUGAAAAGGACAACUUAAUCACAAAGCAAAAUCAGUUGAUAUUAGAGAUUUCAAACCUAAAAGAUUUACAGCAGUCUAUUGUAAAUUCUAAAUCUGAAGAAAUGACACUUCAAAUCCAUGAGCUGCAGAAGGAGAUUGAAGUGCUUAGGCAAGAGGAAAAAGAAAAAGGUACCCUUGAACAAGAAAUUCAAGAGCUGCAGCUUAAAACUGAGUUGAUGCAGGAACAAAUGAGGGAGAGAGAAGAUAGUCUUCAAAAAAAAUGUUCAGAACUUGAAACACAAAAUAACAUUCUUAAGGGGGAAAACAAAACUCUGGAAGAGAAAUUAAAAAAUAUGUUGGUAAGCUCUGAAGAAAAUGUCAUUUUUAAUAGCAGUGUUAGCUCUAAGUCAGAAAUUUUGGACUUGCAAAAAAGAAUAGAAAAGCUGAUUACUGAAAAUGACCAACUUAAAAACCAAAACAGUCAACUCCAAGAGGAUACUGAAAGGCAGAAGAAUGCCUUUUCAUUUACUGAGAAAAAACUUGAAGCUAAUUAUAAAGAGCUGCAGAAAGAAUGUGUGAGUCUUGUGAAGGCAAAAACUGAGUUAGAAGAGAACAAGAAUAAGCAGGAAGCUGAAUAUAAAAGCAAACUCAAAGCUUUGAAUGAAAAACUUCACCAUUUGCAAAGCAAUAGACAAAUUUUAUUUAAAACUAAAACUUCUGGGUUUGAAGGGAGUAAAGACAUCAAGGUGUCCAGGGCAGACACAUUUGAGGCUGGAGAAGUUAUUGAGAAAGAUGCAACAGAACUUAUGGAAAAGCUUGAGGUUACCCAGCGUGAGAAACUGGAAUUAUCCCUGAGACUUUCUGAUCUCUCUGAACAGUUGAAAUCAAAGCACAGUGAAAUUUGUCAUUUAAAUGAAAAAGUUAAAUCCUUAAAAGAUGAGAAGGAACAAGUUCUAGCAAAAUGUAAAGAACUAGAAGUCAUAAUUAGCCAUGCUCAGAGAGGAAAUAGUAGUAGUAAUGACCCUAAGACAAAAUGCUCUAAAGGAAAAGCUCUAAAGACUGCUGCUCCAGCAUCUGAAAGUAGAAAUAAAGCUCCUAGUCCAAGGAAUAAAGUUGAUGAAGGGAUAAAUGUAAGAGGAAAUCUAGGUUCAGGUAAAGAUAUCAGUCAUGAGAUAACAAAAAGAAAGGAUGUUCAGCAAAUGUUGAAACCAGAACAGCAGUCUCUUGUAGAAAAUUUGCAUGGAAUGACAGCCAGGCUGACAGAUGAAACAUCAUUAAUAGCCAUUAUACAAAGUGAAAAUAAUAAUCUUCAGCAGCAAGUGGAUGCCUUAAAAUCAGAGCAGACUGAUUUACAGCUACAGAUGGAAGCACAGCGCAUUUGCCUAUCCCUGGUUUAUUCAGCUCAUGUAGACCAGGUUCGUGAGUACAUGAAAGCAGAAAAAGAGAGUGCACUUUGCAGUCUUAAAGAGGAGCUUGUACGUAGUCACCUACAAGAGAUGAAUGAUCUUAAAAAAAUGCAUCAGCUGGAGCUCCAGACCUUGAAAAUUCAACAAGCAGAUGAUGAAGUCAGAUCUACACAAAGACUUAUAGAAAAGCUGAAUGAAGCUGUAACUGAGGAAUGUUCUAGGCUUGCUCAGGUAAGACUUAACAAAGAGGAAUCCUUCUUCCAAGUUUUGUGUGACAAUCAGAAUGAAUAUUCUUCAGCUGCUGUAGAAGUUAGUGAUAGUGAACAGGAUAUUUUCAGUAGUCCUGCUGCUGUGAGAGAAAGACUGAGUGUAGAAUUACCAAUACACAGAGAUCAAGCUCAAGCUGUGCAAGAACAUAUGGAUGCACUUCUACACAAGAUAAUGGAAGAAUAUAGUAGGCUGAGAGCACUUCAAACACAGCUGAUGAAGGAUUGUGAACAGGCCAAAGAACCAUGGCUAUCUUCUUCAGAAAAGAGGAAAGAAGAGGAACCUAGCCACCUGGAAAGAAGAAAGGAAUGUCUGCAGACCCCUUCCCAGGGUCUAAUGGGAAACCUUAAAACACAACCUGAAGAACAGCAUGCUCGAGAACUGGAACACCUCCGGUCCUGUUUCCAACAGCAGCUGAAAGAAAGUGAAGAGAGAUACACUGCAGAGAUUGUCCAUCUGCAGGAUAAGCUUCAGAGGGCUGGGGUAUCCUCUGACCACACGAGUGUAUCCACAGAUUCACAAAUAAAGCUAAAAGAAGUCUUCAGGGAAGUGAAGUGCACUGAAAAUCUUCAUCAGCAAAGAACAGAUGAAGCACUGGAGCUUGCUAGUGAAAUUGAAAUGCAGAGUGAUCUGGAUGUUGUUCAAUUGCUAGAAAAACAGUACCAAGAAAGAUUAGAAGAAGAAAUAGCAAAGGUAAUUGUGUCAAUGAGUGUAGCAUUUGCCAAACAGACUGAAUUGUCAAGAGUUGCUAGGCAGAAGGAAGAAGCAGCACAAACAGAGUUUGUACAUCAACAGAGAACACAUUUUGAAAUUAAAAAGCAAUGGAGUGAAGAAGAGGUUGACGGCCCUCUUAGAAAAGCCACAGAAAAAGGCAGUAAGCAUGAAGAAGAAUUGAAAUCACUUUGCAAGGAACUUACUGAAGAGUCUGGUGAGAUCAACUCACUUGGAGAACAGCUUCAUUCUAAUAGCAAGCCUGGUUUCAUAUUAGGACAGACCACACAUGAAUCAGUGAUUUCUGAAGAACUCUUUUCCCAUGUCAAAGGGCUUACAGCGGAAGAAACACUGCGCUACAGUGAGAUCACAGCAUCAGAUACAGAAACAUCAAGUCAGCUGUUGUUAUAUGAGGAACGUUUGGAAGACAUGCGACAGGAGCUAGUACGGCAAUAUCAGGAACAUCAGCAGGCAACAGAAUUAUUGAGACAAGGGCACAUGCAGCAAAUGGAACGUCAAAAAGAAAAUCAAGAGCAACUCUUAGCAGAGCUUGAGAGUCUUAAAGUGCAAUUAGCUGAGCGUGUCUCAAUGGAGAAUGACAGCCUGGUUGCAGAGAGAGAGAGAAUGCUUUUAGAAGAACUGGAAUCACUAAAACAACAUUCUGUACCCGGAAAAGAGAGGCUGUUUUGUGAGCUACAUAACAACAGCACACAAACAGAGAAUGAAAAUGAAAACCAAAACGAUGUGAGAGAGCAGAUCUUUGAGGAUGAAGAUGGAGGAAGAAAGCCUGAUGAAACAUCUUCAGCUCUUCUUUCUAAAGAAAGGCAUGUUUUUCAGAAGGCUAAUGAGAAACUCGUGAAGAUUCUUUUAGAAGUUGUGAAGACAACUGUGGCCAUGGAGGAGACAAUUGGUCGCCAUGUUCUCGGGUUACUGGAUCGGUCUGGGAAAGUCCAGCCUUCCAAACCAGCUGGAUGGGACACAGAGACAGAGGAGUUAGUAAAACCCUGUAUCCAUGUGGGAUAUGAAAAAGAGUCCUGUUCCUCAUAUCAUGGUACUAGUAUGGGAGAUGAUGACAUUAACAUGUGGUCAGGAGCAGCGGAUGAAGGACUACUGAGCCAACAUUUUGCAGAAAGUGGAGUGGAAAUAGAUCCUGAAAAUGAAGAACUCGUUCUGAAUAUUAGUUCUCGACUACAAGCGGCUGUUGAAAAGCUUCUGGAAGCCAUCAAUGAAACUUCAAAUCAGCUUGAACAUGCUAAAAUUACUCAGACAGAACUCAUGCGAGAGUCCUUCAAAAAGCAACAAGAGGCCACAGAAUUUAUGAAGUAUCAGGAAGAACUACAGGAACAUCUUAAUGAAGAAACCAAAGCCAGAGAGCAGUUGGCUUUGGAGCUUAGUAAGGCUGAAGGCCUCAUUGAUGGUUAUGCAGAUGAAAAAGCAUUUCUGGAAAAACAACUUCAGGAAAAAAUAGAUGUAAUUGACCAUCUUGAGCAAGAACUACUGUGUACAGGUAACAAAUUGCAGGAGUUAGAGGCUGAACAGCAGCAGAUCCAGGAAGAAAAGGAGUUACUCUCCAGACAGAAGGAUGCCAUGAGAGCAGAGGCGGGGCCAGUAGAGCAGCGCCUAGUAGAUGCUGCAGUCGAUGCAGCUUCCCAAGCAGAAUUGCUGGAGGAAACAGAAAAGCUAAUGAAAGAAAAAAUUGAGGUACAGCGUCAAGCUGAAAAAGAGUACGAUGACCUCCAGAAGCAAGUGAAAGUCUUGGAAAUAGACUUGGAAGAACAGGUCAAUCGUCUCAUAGAGCUAGAGCAAGAAAAAAAUGCAGAACUAAUGGACUUAAGGCAGCAAAACCAGGCUUUGGAGAAGCAACUGGAGAAAACAAGAAAAUUUCUAGAUGAGCAAGCAAUUGACCGAGAGCACGAAAGAGACGUAUUCCAGCAAGAGAUACAGAAGCUGGAACAACAGCUUAAGAUUCCACAAAGGAGUCAGCCUGUCAAUGAACAUCAAACCAGAGAGGUUGAACAGUUAACAAAUCAUCUAAAAGAAAAAACAGACAAAUGCAGUGAGCUUUUGCUCUCUAAGGAGCAACUUCAGAGAGAUAUACAAGAACGAAAUGAAGAAAUUGAGAAACUAGAAUGCAGGAUAAGAGAACUGGAACAAGCCUUAAUCAUCAGUGCAGACAACUUGCAAAAGGUGGAGGAAAGGAAACAGUUUGGCACCAUCAUAGUAAAAGGAGAAUUACCUCUUGAAGUACAACUGCAAGCUGAACGAGAAGCUGUGGACAGAAAGGAAAAGGAGGUCACGAACCUUGAGGAACAACUGGAGCAGUUUCGAGAGGAGCUAGAAAAUAAAAAUGAAGAAGUUCAGCAAUUGCACAUGCAACUAGAAAUUCAGCGAAAGGAGUCCACUACACACUUGCAAGAACUUGAACAAGAAAACAAAUUAUUUAAGGAUGAAAUGGAAAUACUGGGACUAGCUAUCCAGAAAUCUGAAGAUGCCACCAUAAAGGACCAUCAUUUAGUGGCUGGGAGGCUCACUCACAUCAUGCAAGAAAAAGAGCAGGAAAUAGAUCAUCUUCAUGAACAAAUUGCAAAACUGCAACAGCAACUUGAAGUCACAACUGACAACAAAGUUAUUGAAGAGCAAAAUGAGCAUAUACGGGAGCUUGAAGCCCAGGUAGAAUGUCUGAAAAGUGAUCAAGAACGUGUGAAGAAAAAAAAUGAUGAGGAAGUAGAGCAGUUGAAUGAUGUGCAGGAACUGGCAAAUAUUGAACAAAAAGUACCUGCAGACAUUGCUGCUUUUCAAGAAGAUGCUGACAGUCUGAAACACACACUUGAAACAGUUCUGGCAGAAAAGGAAGCUUUGGAGAAGCAAGUAGAAAACGUAAAUGUAGAGGCAUCUCAAACAAAGAAUGAGCUUGAGGAAACUAAGUUUAAAAUGAACCAGCUAAAGCAAGAAAUAAGUAUGUUAAAAAAAGAGCAUGAAAGAAUAACAGAGAAAUAUAAGUGUGCAUUGAUGAAAGGUGAUAGGGAAAAAACAGAAGAUAGGAGCAAUGGGGAAACUGGAAAAGUGGAAGAAGGCUUAUGUGAGAAGAUAGAGUUGCUAGAUCAAUCCCAGCUUAGGUCUUCAGAUGAGAAUACAAGAGUCACCAUUAGCAAGAUGGAGAUACAACUGCAGCAACUUCAGGUAUGCAUUAAGGAAAAAGAUUCAGAACUGUUCCAGUCCUACAAUGAAAUAAAAGACCUGAAAGAGCAAGGCAAAGCUGAAAGAGAAACACUUAAAAAGAGGAUAUUAGAACUAGAAAAGACACUGGUGGAAAAAGUUGCUGCUGCUCUUGUGAGUCAGGUUCAGCUAAAUGCAGUUCAAGAGCAAAGGAAAUUCAUGCAGGAAAUUCAGGAAGGUUCAAAAUGUGUGGAGGAAGCAAGCAAGAAUGCCCAAACAGAGGGUUUGAGUGAUAGAACUGAAAAUGAGACGGAAUCAAAAUUAUCACUCUUAACACAGAGGCUUAGUGAGAUGGAGGACCAACUGGCAACAGUAAAUCGUAACUUGGAACUAGAAAAAGAAAAUGUAGAAGUUGCACAAAAGGAAGCUAAAGUGAAAGAAGAGAGACUCUUAGAACUUCAGCAAUUACUAGAAGAGGUUCAAGAAAAAAACAAAGGAGAGAUUCAGAAAUAUGUUAAGCAAGAAGAAAUGCAGACAUAUGAG
Molecule: messenger RNA, 7803 nt
Organism: Fulmarus glacialis (Northern fulmar)
Lineage: Eukaryota; Metazoa; Chordata; Aves; Procellariiformes; Procellariidae
Product: A-kinase anchor protein 9-like
Biological process (GO): regulation of Golgi organization; signal transduction; regulation of ventricular cardiac muscle cell membrane repolarization
Cellular component (GO): cis-Golgi network; Golgi stack; centrosome
Molecular function (GO): potassium channel regulator activity; molecular adaptor activity; protein kinase A regulatory subunit binding
Source: RefSeq, a predicted model, not a curated record